Molecule: messenger RNA, 21842 nt
Organism: Xyrichtys novacula (pearly razorfish)
Lineage: Eukaryota; Metazoa; Chordata; Actinopteri; Labriformes; Labridae
Source: the annotation of a GenBank genome assembly
GCUCUAUCUUCAAUUUAAAAGGGUAAGUUUGGUGUUAAAUUACAGAAAGUGAGAUUAAUAUUUCAGGGGUCUCCUGUGUGUAAAGGUGCGUCAAUCCUGCUUUCUUUCCUGUUGGUGAUUUUUUUCCCCCUACUUUUUAGUGCAUGACAUAUCGAAGAGCCUGUGUCAUACCUUGGACGUGUGCUUCAUCUUAACAUUUCUCCUGCAUGCCACAUAUGGGCCCUCAAAAUAUCCUCAUCUUGUUACAACAGAGAGAUUAUGGUAAGUGUGUUGGCUGCUGUAGCACUGGAGAAUUCAUAAAUCUGUAUUUCUCUUCAAGAAUCCACUCAUUAAAUCUUUUUGCAUUCUCUCUCCUCCUCCUGCAUGUUACUCUGCCUCAUCAAAAAUAGCUCCCAUCACAACUUACUCCCCUGGAUCCCCUUCUAGGCUUCAAGAUGAGCUCCAUGUGUUGAAUUAUAGAGCGAAAAAGUCAUUAAGUGGGAUAAAGAUACAAGGAAUCGAUGGGGCAAUAGAUACUCUGCAGCGCUCCAUUGUCUCCAGUCCAGUGCACAUGAGCAUCAGGGAGGUAAAGCCUGUUUGUUGUUUCCAGGUGAGCUCUCCAGUCAGUCCACAACUCCUCACUUAUUGGCAGAAAUCAAUGACAACAGCCUUGACUUCAUGGAGUACCCAGCUGGUUAUACUUUAUCCUUCUGUGUACACAUUUAGAUACAUAUACUAACCUUUUAGUGUGUUAAUUUUGGGUUUAAAAUAAAAACUAAUUACAAAUAUGAAAAUAAUUCGAUUUAAUUUCAAAGUAAUCAAUUGGGCUGCAAAUCCUUUUAGACAACACAAUGAACCUCAUGAUUUAAAAGCCUUAAUUCCCCUGCAGAAUAACUGUCAGUAUAUAGCCACCAAUCUCUUUUAUUUCUGUGUGGGCAGCUUAAAAAUAACGCCUUUGCCCAUCUUCAGCCUUUAAUUUGAACAGCUCUGUGAAAAACUCUGGAUAAAGAGACAGACAGACUGCUGUCGUCAAAAGGAUUGUUCUGUUUUAUACUCUCUUUUCACACAGACAGAAAGAAAAAGAGAGAGAGAUGGAGGGAGGGCAGUGCGGCUCUUCCCUUAAUGACACUUGUUCGCCUUUAAUUAUGUGACCCACCUGGCCCAAAGUCUUUCCAUAUGGAAACUAAUGGCCAAUUGGAGCUGCGGUAGGUUGUCAUUACACAGACAAGCUGACCAGAGCUGUCUCAGAAGUAGGGAGAAGAGACUUGAGUGCAAAAAGGAUUUUCAGCUCUAACAGGUGAAAUUUCAGGAAAUACGUCUUUCUUUUGCUUUUUUGGGGGACUUAUUUUAUCUUUAAAACAGUUAAGGUCCACUCAUUUAUUUAAACCAUAAUCUUCACUUCUUUUUACUUGGUUUUCUUUGAUUUAAAAUAAAAGCGGAUACAUGAGUGAGUUGGUAAAUAAUUCACAUAGUACAUUUAGUAUUUAUGGAGUUAAACAUGUUGUAGAACAUGACAUACACAAGACCUCUGAUGACACAAACGCCCACACCGGUGCAAGCCAUACAUACACUCGCCUCAGUGAGAAAUAAUGUGACACUUUUCAUUUAAGACCGUGGCAUUAAAAGAGGAUGACUCUUUCUCUCAAGGUGAGACAACCCGGCGUGAUCUCAAACCUGGUCAGCAACCAAGUGUCAGACUCAGGUGUAAUAUUGCCCCCAGGAUGUCACAGCUUUGAGGCAUGUGAUGUGCUCAGAGAAAGCUCCAUCACCACCCUGAGCCUGCAGGUCCAUGUGAUGUGAAUGAAAUACUUUUUUUUUUAACUCCCUAAGUUUAGCUGUUUCCUCCUCAGCACAUGCCUGAGUCUUCAUGCAGAGUGAGUCAUUCAUGAAGCCUCUCAGCCCACUCACAGCCUCAGUGUGCAGCUCCUGUACCAAUACCAGCAGCUUAUAUACAUAUAUAUUGAAUAAUUUCUACAUGCACCGUGGCCUACUAAACCUCUCGUUUCACCACCCUUGGGCUUCAGCCAGCCUGUAGUACAUUUCCUGCCGUCUCCGUCUGCGUCUCUGUCAGUCAGUCAGCUCUCUUCCGUCUCGCUCUGGGAGGCCAACCUUUCAGCUUUUCCAAUGAUGUGCCUCAGAAAUCUGUUUCCAGGGCAACCAGGGUGCCAAAUACACUCCCAGCGGCUUCUGGCUCGUGCGUCCUUUGUUUACACUUUUCAUAUCUGCGAGAGGAUGGAGGUGGCUUUAAACAGAUAAAAAUGGGCACCCAAAAAUAUGCCAGCAAAUAAAUCCAAGUGUGAUCGACGUCAGAGUCACCCAGACAACAAUACGCCCACAGUACAAAUCUGUUUGUUUCUGAUUGCAGCUGAAACAUAUCUCUGGAUAAUGAACUAAAACUGAGGGUCAAUUCACACGUUCACCAAAGGCUGUAGAUUUGCAUUAGACUGUUCACAGUAUCCACAGAAGCUUCAUUAAGCCACUGGAAGCACAUGAAACAUCUCCAAAGCCAGUUAGUCCUGCUGCGCAGCCGCGCGCCCUCUCGUCAGUAAAAAGCCGUUACAUUUAAAACUGACACCUUUCGUUAUGCAACAGCCACUAUAUACAAUGUGCGAACGUGUUUCUGAUUAUUACCACCUUCGUUGAUUGGAUUUAUUGUAAACCAACUCACGUCCACCACUUUUAAGACUUGCGCUUGCGCGCAACGGAGACGGGAGCUGUCCAAGUGCUGAAAUGAGAAAAAAAGGCGUUCCACUCCCAUUCCUCAACAGAGGACGGUCCUCCACCUGCGAAAGAUUUCACUUCAUGCGUAACUACAUGGGCUGACGGGUUGCCUUCACGGAGUAACAUCCACAUCCUGAGCCAGGACAUGAAGCUUCCAGAGGACGCGGUUUUGGAGUUUUACCUCCUCGCGUCUGUCCUCAGUUCUGAUGUCUCUCCUCACCUCCGCUUCAAGAAAUCUGUCUCUAGGAGUUUCGUGAAACUAAACUAUGAUCUGUGGCUGCAUUGAGGGAUGUCUCCUGCUUUUUGUGAGACACAAGAGCACCUAAACGGUCUGGUGAGGUGGAAAGAUCCUCUAUUUGGAUUAUGUGUUUGACCAAUGUAAACAUAUGGAAGAAAUAAAAAAGUGAGCACAUGGGAAAACCACGGGGCAUGAAUCGCUGCUUUUUCAAGGUUUUGGCAGCUUUAAUAACAUGUUUCAUGGAGACAAACUUCAGGUAGGAUUUGGGUUUUUUCCACAUUGUCUAUUUUAAAAAUGUAUCCUAAACUUGAGACGUGUAUUCGCACUAUUUGCAGGGAACCAUAUCAAACUGACAGGGACUUGUCUCUACAGAAUGAGUUGGUUAUAUCCUUGUAUGCUGUAUUCAUUUGUUUGAACUCUUUUUCUGAGUGACGACAGCCUUCAUGGAAUAUAUACGACAUUCAACAUCGGGACUUGUGACAUUUACGCACGUAAAGGCAUCAUAUCUCGUUCUAUUGUAGCGCCAUAGCAAUAUCCCUACGACGAUCCGCUGAGUAUUACCUUCAGAGUGAUGAAAUAUUUGUGCCAUAAUGGAAAAGUAAAAGACUUAUUCUGUGAAGUCUUUGCAGAGACGUAAAAAUCACAUCGGAUUCGUCUGAUUCAUGCGUGCGCUUUAACGCACAUCCCAGCCUCCCCGUACUUGCCCGUCACUCCCGUGCAGCUGGUAGGCGGCAGAUAAGGUUUAAAUCCCGGUUUUCAGGCGCGACUUCAGUCUGAUAAAGUGAUUUCUCCCCCUCAAUGUGUGUCUCUCUGUGUGUGCGCGCAUUUGUUACAGAGUUGUGGAUGCCAAGGAGCACGAUCCCAGAUCAUCCUCGAACAUGUCUCCAUCAGACUUUCUGGACUCACUUAUGGGUCGCACGUCCGGGUAUGAUGCACGAAUCAGACCCAAUUUCAAAGGUUUGUUUAUCACCGUAUUUGUCUACUCCUCAGUACGGAACUUCAAAAUUUAGACACAAACAUCCAACUCUUCCCAACAUGUGAUGUGCAUGCAGAAUCCCGUCUCCAUCCCUUUUAUUCAAGCUUUGGGACUUUGACAUCUGGAGAGCCAUUUACUGCUAUCUGAUGCUGCCAGAUUAUUUGAUAAGACCAAUCAAUCACUUCAGGUGACAGUAACAUGGUUUUCCUGGCUUGAAUAAAACCAUGAAACAACUCAAAUCAUGACAUGUCAUGUUUUGUUUUGAAUGAGGAUGACAUUAUGUCAAACAAUCCAUUUCACCACUCAAUAAUCAUUUGCAAACAAAAACACGAGGGCUUGUAAGUAUCACAAGGAUGCCACCCUGUCAGGCCGAAUGAUGGAUGGUGUCCCUGUGGCAAGGCUGUAGGCUACUGACUUCCUGUGUUGCCUGCUGUUGUGAUGCUGGGGACACACACAUCAUCUGUCACUGGAACAGUUCUGAGCAAGGAGCGGACCAGCCAAGCCUGCUGGGGCUCGGGCCAGAUCCCACUCCAGCCUGGGUCAGGUGGGGCUGGGAUUUGUCGGGGGGCUUGGGGACUCCAGUUGAAGCAGUGUUGCGCACGGGAUUGGCCAGCAGGAUUUCAGCAAACACAUGGCCCAGAUCCUACCUCUCCAUCUGGGGGGGGUUGACAAGAUUGCUGGAAUAAGCUUAAGAUGGGAGGAGGACCUGCUGUGUAGCACUGGCUGGCAUUUUCAGGAGGAAGGAUGAAGGGAAAGCAACUGUUUCUAGAUAAUAAUGAGAGCAGAAGCACACAUGGAUUAAAGGAGGGAAACACUACGUUGGUGUUUACAUUUGCAUUCUCUUUGUAUUCCAGGCCAGAUAAAGCUCCAGACAGGAUCUUAUGGCUGGAAAACAAACACUUUUGCAUGAACCCACUGCGAUGUAAACAGACGAUUCCGACUGCAAACCUGCGAGUCAGACUUUGAAGUGCAGUGUUGAACUGUAUUUUCUGAAGGCUGACCUAGUUUUUUCGUGCUGAGUUUGUUGUGAGGAAGUGCCGCUUUAUUUUUUUUCUGCUUCUGCUGUUAAAUGCAGCUACCUGACGACAAACUGAGGCAAAUAUUAACACCAAGUGCUAUGCAAUAUUGAUGAGAAAAGCACAGGGGAAGGGCACUGGGAAGGGCUUACAAGGCCUACACUUAUCAGGCAGAGGAAGAAAUGAUUUGCUGUGACUUUUAAUAGUAACUUCAUAAUAUGCCCUAAAGUUCAGGCUGCACUGUGGAUAUUAAAACUUUACCACAAAUCAGAGCAUGCUGUGAACUUGUUACACACACUGUUGAAUAUAAAAUGCUCCAAUUUUAUACAAUAUUUAAUAAAUCACUAUUGAGCUAUAACUGUCAGGUAUGACUAUUAUUGAAUAACCUACCCAGAACAUUGAUCAAGUAAUGACAAGUGCAUCUUGGCUUUUUUAAAGCAGUAAAAGAUUGAUUUACAGUCAAAAUAGCUGCAUAAUUUUCUGUUAAUAGACUCGUUCGCGAGAUAGAGAUAAUCACAGCACAUCUUAACUACUGCUAGUGUGCAUGCAUUCGCCAGUGUGUGCACAAUAACUUUAACUGUUUAAGAUCUAAAGGCAGAAAAUGCACGAGUGUUUGCAUUAACUCCAAAAGAUUAGCCGAACAGAAGCAGACUUUAUCAUUUGAAACAAGCAUUUAUGAUAAACUAACAUCAAAUAGUCCACAAUACAGAACCGAUUAGUCACAAAUAAGGAAAAUCGAUUUUUUCAGUGCUUUGCUACAAAACCCCAGCCUAUUAAAAAAUGUGCUGCCAAUUGCCUUCAGGUGAAAAUGUGGGUGUCCAACAGAUGUCUGCUUUUUUCCCCCUGCCCCUUUAGGUCAAACUAAUCUGUAAAAAGUCCAAGUUAGUCUCAAAUCUCUGAAAGCCACUCAGUAAAAUGUGUAAAAGUAAAACAAUAAAUAAAGAAAUAAUCUUAAUACAUAUUUUAAACCAUACCAAUGCCAACACAGGUCUUCUCAGGUUCAGUAUGAUUUAUCAGAGCAUGCAGUAUGUCACCAUCCACUCACGGAGCUUCCAGUGCUUGAGUGUAUGAAUGCAUGUAGCCCUACACCUUCAAACAGCUGCUUGCCUCCUCAAACAUCUCCACCUCUCCAAACAAACUCAGGCCUCAAUAAUGUGGUUUAAGGCUUUUUUCCUCUCAUGUCAUUGUCAUUCCAUUUCACAGGUCCCUCCGUAAACGUUACAUGCAAUAUUUUUAUCAACAGUUUCGGCUCUGUCACAGAGACCACUAUGGUGAGUUCUUCCUUUGGCCUUUUGUCUGAUUCUCUACUAUGUGUCAAUGUGUUAUCUAUCCCUCAACCUGCAGGUCCACCAGUUAAUGUUACCUGCAACAUAUUUAUCAACAGCUUUGGUUCUAUAGCAGAAACUACAAUGGUGAGUGGAGCGUUGGGAUUGGAAAUGUUUUGUUGACCCAUAUUAAAAGGUUAUAAAUGAUUCAUCCUGGUUUUUGUUAUUUUACUCUUUACUCUUACUUUGUUUUUGCCAUCAAGGGGCUUAUUGGCGGGUCCAUGUGGCCCACAGUGAUAAUGAAUGAGGCGCUUGGUUUGCGGUUAUCCGCCAGUAUUUUCUCUUACGCCUCCUGUGCAUGUGUUAGUCCAGGUUUAAUAAUUCAUGCAGCAAAUCCAAACCAGUAAGCAGCCUGUAACAGAGUAUUGGGGGCUGGGCUUUCUAACAAACCAAUCUGUAGUAUGCAAUGUGUGAAGGCGUUAAACUGCCUGAGGGGUAAAAAUAUAAAACCUACAAGGCUGCAUUGAAACUCAUCACGAUCAAAGGAUUCAUAAUGAGUGAUAAUAACCACUUAGAUCAUGAAUGAAGGAUGUUAAUUUGCACAGGAGCUGCAGCUCAUGAGAUUGCCAAGGAAUUACACGGCUUUAGACACGCAGGCAAAUAUUUGGAACCGCCAAUACGCUGAAAAGUCAAACUACACAAGGAUCUCACAUCAUCAUGACAUAUCAAUUACAGCGAGCAACUCCGCUUUGUGGUGCUCAGUUUACAACCAAAUGCGGAGUUUUCCUCAUCAGCCACUACAUCUUAUAAACUCAUUAGCUCAACAUAAUAGAGAUUGAUAUGAAAAGUUACUCAAAGGUCAGUUUUUGAUGCCUCUUGCAGCAUUAAAUAAUCACCCGACUGGCCAUGUGAACGUGGGUAUGACAUUUAAGAGGAUAUAUGCUUAGUUAUGGUGCAUUUCAUUGGAAUGUAUUAUUUUCUCAUCAUCCAUGUUAUCCGUCUCCAUGUUAUGAUAUUCAUAUUACAGGACUGUGCUUUGACUUUACUUCAUACUACAUAUAUAUUUUACUGUUUGAAAGCUGGACUACAUGCCAAUUCAAUCUCUGUCAUAGACACAUUUCUGCAGAUGAAAACUCGUAAAGAACUUUGUUGCAAUAUUUUAGUUUACCUCCUCAAAAGGAGGAUACUGAUUUAAAAUAACAAUAUUGAUGACAGACCGCAUGCUUCUAAUAACCCCAAUCUGUGAGUUUUAAAAUAUGCAAAGCUGCUUGUCUUCUCUGCAGGAUUACAGAGUGAACAUCUUCCUGCGGCAGAAGUGGAAUGACCCUCGGCUGGCGUAUAGUAAAUACCCAGAUUCCUCCCUCGACCUGGACCCCUCCAUGUUGGACUCCAUAUGGAAGCCCGACCUCUUCUUUGCCAACGAGAAAGGAGCCAACUUUCAUGAUGUGACUACAGAUAAUAAACUGCUACGAAUCUUCAAAGAUGGGACAGUCCUCUACAGUAUCAGGUGAAGAGCUGGACGUGCUUUCACUACUGAUAGAAUCUAAAAUAAAACGAGUAAAAGUAUAAAGAUAUUGGUUUUCAUACCAGAUGGUUAUGGCAAGUGAAAGGCAAAUUAUUCUGCAACUGGUGUGACUGCAAUUUAUUUAAUUCUCCUUCUGCUAUUGUAUUAUAUUUUUUUGAAAUGGCUCCAGGCGUUGAGAUGGUCAUUUUUCAAAGGCAAGAGAUUAUUCAAAAUUUUUAUAGUUAGUUGUGGCUGUAAUAUUUUGGUGCUGGAGGACUGAAGCUGAGGUAGGAAUCAGUGCUGGGUGAAAAUUAUGCUGCAGAGAACCAAAAGCCCUGAUGCAUAGACCACCUCGGGACAUUUCACUUAUUGCUUUUCUUACACUUCCUCUUGAACAUCAAAGACCCACAAUGUAAAAGACACAGUUAUAAAUGGAUUUGAUCUCAUUAUGAUUGCCCCUUUGAAAUGGCAUAAUUCACUGAACUACAGAACGUCCCAGUGUGCAAUGUAGAUUUUCAAUACAGGAGCAGUGAUUGGAGGAGUGCAAGCUUAUCUCAGGGGCAUUGUUGAAAUCCCAAAGAGAAGAGCGAGUUCAUUUCAUAUUGGUGUCCCCAAACGCAGAAUGUAGGUCUUUCAACAAAAACGCACUGUGGACAAGCCUGAAACAUCCAGCCCUAUUCAGCAUGGAUGACAUUUUAAAGGCCUAAAAUUUGAGCUAAACCCAGAACAAAAUAUGAAAAUAUGUUUCAUUUCAUUUCAAUACAACUUCAAUCUCACACCGCAUUCAAUUUUCUCUGCUGUGAUGCGACAUGAAGCAGAUCAAUUUUGAGUCCAUUUGGGGAGCGGCUUCAGGCCGAGCGGUGCUCAGGUGUGGAGGCAGAGCGGGUCAACGGCAGAGAUGAAAGGUGGUUAGCCACUCUUUCCAUUCAUGGGAGAACAGACAGAGAGAGAGGACGGGGACCACAAUGCAUCACAGAAACAAUACCUCGCUGUAAUGAAAGUGUGAUAGAAACCUGCUGAAGGGAAUCCAACGUGACAUGCCCAAAGUUCAGCCCAAAAGACAUGAUAUGUCAGAGGGUAUCACAUAGGACAAAAAAGUACACACUACAGAGGUUGCUGCAGAAAAGGGGCCAAUUGUGGUUUAAUAUGAUUUCAGCUCAUGUGUUCAACCACUAGAGCAAGACUUAACACAUACAUUUCUUACAGAAUCAAGUAAUCUAGUUUGUUCAAUGAGUCUUACCAUAAAAAUGUGUCUUGCAUUGCAGGUUGACUCUCAUUCUGUCCUGCCCGAUGGAUCUGAAGAACUUUCCGAUGGAUGUCCAAACUUGUACGAUGCAACUGGAGAGUUGUAAGUGUUUCUGGAGAUGCUUCUGGAGAAUGGAGAGGAAUCUUUAUAAGAGGGAGGGAAUGAUAAUAAUGAAAGUGGAAGUCCAUUUUUUUUGCAGCACUAGUUACAUAUUUAACAAACAGAAGAAAAGCCGUGAGUAGAAUAUUUUGGCACGGUUCAAGCUUAAUUAAAAAACAAAGAUUUUACCUUAAACUCCUUUGUAAUCACAACACUGGAAGCACUCAGUGAAUAAUCAUAAAACUUUACCCUUUCUUCUCAAUAUAAAACUCAUUAAGUACUGAAAAUACGACACAGCUAAAGGUUUUCUUAUGUGACCAACAGGGGCGAAGACAGAAGCAAUUGAUAUCAGACUAACAAAAAGAUAUCUUUGCCUCUUUUAAGCAUGUAACAGACUUGAACAUUGACUCUUUAAAAUAUUUUCUGACUUUCUUCAUUUUGAUUCACCUUUCGCUUUCUGUCUGAAGUCGGCUACACCAUGAACGACUUGGUCUUUGAGUGGCUGGAGAACGGAGCGGUGCAGGUGUCCGAUGGGCUCACUCUGCCUCAGUUCAUUAUGAGGGAGGAGAAGGAGCUGGGCUACUGUACAAAACACUACAACACUGGUAGGAGGAUACACAAACAAAAAAACAAACAAAUACAUUAUACAGCUGACACUCCUUGUUUGUAAGCCAAACUAAACUUUACACUGUUGAACAGGUAAAUUUACCUGCAUAGAAGUGAAAUUUCACCUGGAGCGACAGAUGGGAUACUACCUGAUCCAGAUGUACAUCCCCUCCCUCCUCAUUGUCAUCCUCUCCUGGGUGUCCUUCUGGAUUAAUAUGGAUGCUGCUCCUGCCAGAGUGGCGCUGGGCAUCACCACUGUGCUUACCAUGACUACUCAAAGCUCCGGCUCCAGAGCUUCUCUUCCAAAGGUAAGCUUUUUCUUUAGUUGUCUCAGCUGGGGAAAAAAAGAUUGCAGGUCUACAAUGCAGCAGAAACACAAGUAACACAAGUCUGUUGGUCUGAAUGAUGUUAUUUCUAAUCAAACUGCAAUAUUAAGGUACAAGACUAUGCAGAUUUUAAGAAUAUAAGAAUAACAUGAAUAUUACAGUGUAUUAUAAAUGCAUGGAGAUUUUUUAUAUCCCAUCCACAGACUCGACAAUUGCUUUGUUUGAAGAUUUGUCAGGUAUAUUUUGAUACAGACUCUGACCAACAUCUUAAAAUCCAGGCACAGGGCAGGCAAAGAAAUAAAGUCUGAAAAUCAGCCAGGGGUUCAGGCUUAGCUUAAUGCAGAAGCCAAUCUGGCAGGACACUGGUGAGAGUUGGACAGUGUAAAUACAACUUGAGUUAGCAGCAGGGCUGGGGAGCAGGUGAUAAAACUGGCAGGGAAAACAGGGCAGAGAGAAGAAAUGAAUGAAUUAGGGGACCAGGAAGGAUUCAUGACAGAUAAUUUUAGAAAAGUGAAAAUAUAAAUCAAGUUAAUUCGAGAUCUGUUUGGUCUCUGUGCUGUGUGUUAUAAUCGUAAGUGGAAAAAUACAUCUAACCGUACAUGAAGAUGAACAUUUGUUUGUAACAGGACUCACUAUUACUAUACUGUUGUUACUGUAAGUGUUCAGGACUCAGGCUCUUACAUUCAACAUUUAUUUGUUCCUCUGUAACUGUAAGGCACGAUGAUGACAGUAUUUGACGGACAGAGACAGUGUUGAAAUUCAGGCAAUAUGCAGACAAAACAAAAAUCUAAAUGAGAUGAUGACAACACCAGUAAUCAGUGAAAUAAAUGAUAGGGUGCUUUGAUUGUUUGAGGUACUUGGAAUGACACACUGUUAUCUCCGCGUAAUGUGAAGGCAGCCACAUCAUCUCCGGUGGGUGUGAAACCCAUUAUUUCUAAGAUGAUUACACCAUAAAUGUGUUUUGCAUUAAACAUUUGCAUUACAGCUGUGACAAUGUCGGUGUGUAUUACUGACAGCCUCGCUUUUUUUCCAUCAGAUUAAAUUGCUGUGCAAAUAUAGUGAAGGGUACCUGUGAGCAGCAAGAGCAGAUCUUGAUGAUCAAUCAGCACAUCAGCAUAUAAUGCCUAGACCAUGUCAGAGGUGCUCUCAUAAAAGACACGCAUACUGAUAAAUAUUUAAAGAGAAGCCUUUGAGAGCCUCAAUACGGACAAGUGUAUCUCAAAACGCUUUAUAUGCCCUGAAAUAGCUGAGUUGUUUUCUUUUCAUGCUAAUCAGCUGUCAUGACGUUAGCCGGUCUCACUGAUGAGCAGGAAAGGCUUUCAACUUCCUCCUCACUGUUUCAAAAGACACAUCAAAACCAGUGCAAAAGGUACAAACUAAAGCUACUGUUUCCCCUUUGCUGGUAAAUUAAGGCAGUGAUUAUUUCCCACUGUGUGAGUUUAUGCAGUUGCUGACAUUCCUGGCAGCUCUGAUACACUUGUUAGCAAACACUAAUUAUAAUUACAGUAUUUUAGCAGGCCUGGGUUCAUGACAGAAAGAGAAAGGUGAAAAAUGCAGGUAGAUCUAACAGAACCGGGACUUGAAAUGAAUACUAAAGGGUUUAAACCAAUAUUUUAAGUCUAAGCACACCUUCAUACUGCACUUGAACCGUUAGCUGAUGCUGUCACCCGGAGAUCUAACCAAAGAAAUCUGUUUUCUCUCUCCCAGGUCUCUUACGUGAAAGCCAUUGAUAUCUGGAUGGCUGUGUGUCUGCUCUUUGUAUUUGCUGCAUUGCUAGAAUAUGCUGGGGUUAAUUUUGUCUCCAGGCAACAGAAAGAGUUCCUCCGCCUGAGGCGAAGACAAAGGAGGAAUCACAAGGUAGGCUUUUCAAAGUUUACAAGGUUGCCAUUUGCUUACCUAACUUUUAGCCGUACGAGCACUGUGGAUUUAGGGAUAACAGGGUCAAUCAGUCAGCUGCACCACAAGACUGAAAUAUCUAAAACUACUGGAUGGAUUUUGUUUAAUUUAGGCAGGAAAUCACAAUACCUCAAUUUCUACAAACAGGAAUAUUAUAACAGCUUCAGUGCGAACCCCAAAACUGAUCAGCUAAAGCUGCCAAUACAUCCACACAAACAGAAAUCAACAUAUAAGCAUAAUUUUCUCUUUUUUCUCCAUAUCACAUCAUAUUGUAUAAUCAUAUCCAAUCGUAUCAUGUCAUGUUACGUUGUAUGGUCAUCAUACCUAAUUCUAAACCAGCUGUCUGCUCAGAAAAAUUGGCCGUUGUUCCUUAAAGCUUUAAUAUCAGAUUGUAGUCAAUGUGGCAGAGGUUUACUUUUUUUAUCCUCUCGUACUUGCGCCACCAGCAGGUCAAGUUUAACUCUAAGCUAAAGUAUCUCAGUAUUUACUAUUUGAAAUGACACAGGCUUCUGUCCCUCCUUUUUGACUAUGGCAAUAUCCUGGCCCCCCAUCAGGUAAAUAAGAGUAUUUUUAGUGACAGUUUUAGAGUCUGUCUGAUGGUUUGUUAUGAAACUCGAUCAAAAUCAUUUGUUUGUCCCUCAGAAUGAAAUGUUAUUUUUGUCACCUAAAUUAUUGAUUCCCUCCAGAGGGCUUUUAUAAUCUUUGCAGAAUUGAACAGUUUCUGGGGGUUCGAUGAAAGAAAAACUCCCAAAAUAACUUUAAGAAACAGCAGCAGAGACAGGGAGAAGCUGUUCGAAUGGGUGCACAUGAAACAGAUGUGACAUGACUAAAUCUACGUGGAAAAUUAGGCCAAUAGAUGAGCUGUUACAACUUCUAAUUCCAUCUUUGGAUCAAUUGUGUUAAGUUUUUUGUAUUUCCCAUUAGCUCACAGAGCCAGUGGUUUUAAAGGACACAUUUCCUUUGCUACAUUUAAAAAAAAAAAAAGACUAAAUAUACACUAACUCUGUUCCACAUGUGCAUGUGUUUUUUCAGGAUGAGGACAUGCAUGAGGGCCGCUUUAAUUUUGCUGGCUACAACACGAGUCAGUGUCUGCCAACGAAAGAUGGCUCAGCUGUUAAGAAUGCAGCUCCAGCCCCGAACCCUCAACCGUCAGUCCCCAAGGACACGGACACCAUGAAGAAGAAGUUUGUGGACAGAGCCAAGAGGAUAGACACGAUCUCACGGGCUGCUUUUCCCUUGGCGUUCCUCAUCUUUAACGUCUUCUACUGGGUCACUUAUAAAAUCAUCAGGCAUGAGGACAUCCACAGUAAACAGUAAAGACCUUUUUCAGAGACAUGUGUUUACUCAGCCCGAGAAAUUCUCAGAAAGCGCAGCGGCAUGAGAUGGGAGGCUGUGCGAUGAGAGGCACCAUGGGGAUAAUGGCGGUGUUCUUUCAGGGAUAAUGUAUAAUUUUCAUGCAUUAAACUGAAAUGCCCAGGUUCAGAUUGCGUGAACAGCCUCUGGGACACAGAUGCUUUUGUUGUUGUACUGCUGCAUAAUAUUUCCUGACUAAAUAUGGAAAAAGGUUUAACUCAAGGCUUAGUAAAAUGCUGGAGAAGAUGGACCAAUGAUCUUUUUUAAAUCAAUCCUCCCUUGGCAUCUGUACAACCAAGGAGCAAAGACAUUCCACUGAUUUGUAAAAGGAGAGGUAGCGUAGCUGGACCCUCAAAACUCAAGGGGUAUUUCUUAUCAAGGAUGUCUAGGGCUGUUUUAUAUCGUACCAUUGACAUGGCACUUCCUCUUUGUUUCUACAAAAUAAAGCUUCAAAGAUAUCGAGCAAACACACAAAAAGCAAACUUCAAGUACGUUUCAGGCAUAAGUGUGAUGUAAAUCUGGAUUCUGGAACUGGACACAGCUCUUUUUCUGAAAUACCAGAGGCCUUAGAUAUCAAAGAUUAGGUGAGAUGAAGUGCUUUCCAUCUCUAUUUUUGCAAGACUCUCCUGUUAUUCAGUGGUCUUACAGAACUGAAAGUAUUACACAAGAUUUUUUUUUACCCGUGGGCAGACACCCAAAGGUAUUUCUUGUUUCCUUUAUUCUCUAAAUGUAUUAUAUAAAUAAUAUUAAUGGAUAACUGAUGUCACAUAAAGCUAAUGUAAGUUUAUUCAGAUGUUAUAAAAGUCACAAUGUUUAGUUUUUAUUUUAAUUUGAAAAAAAUAAUUAAACUUACUCAGAUAUUAAAGGAUUCCAAUUUUUAACACGGUGUAAAGCUGAGCCUACAAACUGUGAACACGCACUGCAUCAAUCCACACAGUCAUUUGCCAACAAUCUCUCAAUUUCAUUGAAAAUCCAGGUAGAUACUCCAGGUAUCCUAGGUUCGGUUUUAGGAUUUGAGACUAUGUUUUUGUAGAUGUAGUCUGAUUAAAUAUUUAUCGUAAUGGAGGGGGUGUUAUGUUUAUGGGAGGGAAAAAAAGCUUUCUGUAUACUUCUUCCGCCUUCGCUGUGGACUGUUUUUUCGUCACAUGGCGUGUUUGUUUUUCGGUCAUACUACAGAGCAGCUAAUGGUCCUUACACUGCUGAUGUACUGUGGUGGAGAACUCCUUUUUUGAAUGCUGUUUCAUGAGGAAAAAAACUGUUAUUUACUGGUCUGUACAUCAAUAAAAUUGACUGUGCACUAUAUUUACUUAUUUUCCCUCCUUCUGUCAAACACAAAGAGGGAGACUUGGCUUUGUUGGAGAGAUGACUCACUUAUAUUGCUUUUCACUCUAAGGAAUGAGAAGAUGGAUGCCCUUCAAGACAAGAAACACCUAAAAAUGCUUUUUACACCGAGAUCAAAGAAAGACUAACACAGUCACCUCUCCUCAGAGAGUCCAUAAGUCAGGAUGAUGACAGACAGCAUGGAUCGCUGGGUGGCCCGAGGUGACACAGAUAUGAUCUGACAGUGGGUUUCCAUUAAUGCAUGAUAAUGGACUUCACACUGUCAUAUAGAGAUUCCAUCAGCUGGGGUUUAUACUGACCAGUUAAAUAGAAAAUAUCAGCAUGGCUCCCACAGAAAAAAAAGGGACAGAUUUGUUACUUACCAGUAUUCUUUCAACUUCUCCACCUGCUGUAACUAAUGUAGGUUUAAAAUGAGAUAUGAAUAAUAUAAAAUGAUCAAACUGGACGAUAUAAAAGGGAUCAAAUUAGCUCAUCAUACUCCUGCAGCUUUGAUGAUGAUGAUGUCUAUUAUCUUUUUAAUUUUCUGCAGUAAUAUUUAGCUCUUUUUUGAUCUUAUUGUUGCUAUUUUUGCCAUUUUAUAGUCUUAAUCUGUCAUCAUCCAUUUAUCUGAUCUCUUCUGCUCUGACUUAUUCUGUCCUUUUGUUUUCACUUCACCCUGAACGUACUUGUAUAUCAUCUAUUUCUGUCCUUCUGUUGCUUUUUUGAUAUCCUUUUUUUUUGCAAGUUGAUUUCAGGGAUGCUUUAAUAUUAAACUCAUCAUCUUUGGAAGGCUCAGUCAAACUAAAAUUCACAGUAAAAUUUGAAAUUCAUAUCCUAUGGUAGUUUUAUUGGGGAUGCAGCAUGAAUCCUCCAACUACUUUUUUAAUGCUCAUUGCACAGGGAUUACAAACUAAUCAAUUAUACUAAUCCUCACAUGGAAGUACCAUCCAUUUCACCGCCGCAGCCUUACAUCAUCGUCCAUUAUUAUUCCUGUUUGAAUAAGCGAGGAUGCAACAGCCGUCGUUCAAUCAAGUUCACUAGUAUGCUGCCUUAUGAGGGGGAAAUUAUUUGCUGCUUAUGAUGGUGUUCAGAGGGGAAACAACUUUCCGUCAUUCAUUAAGGUUUAGGGCCGGCUGCUUUGUGAGGUCUGAGAAAGGCAAGAAAUGAGCGUUGCCAUAGCAACUGCACAGCAAUGGAGAGGGCCAGUGUGAGAAAAGUAGGAAAUUAAUGGAGUUAAGAACACUGGUGCAGGUUUUUUUUAAAGUCCAAAAUCACAUCUCUUAAUGCUAAAUGUGACUCUGAAUUAACCAGCAGUUUGGGCCGUGCUGAAGUAAUAAUACAACCAGCUGCACAUUCUGCUCUUUUCUGUGGGGUUUAUUCAGGGGAUUAUGCUUGCACGGCAAUCUUGAAACCACAAAGACAGGAGCAGUGUGUGGCGUGAGCCCAUACAAUUUUCAGCAUGUCUGCCAUACAAAUGCUGCUCACACAGGAUGGGCAAAGAUUUACUUUGAAGGUGUGAGAUCGUAUUGAUCACUACGCAGCAGUCGUGUUGAUAAUAAUGGAGAAGCCAGCAUGUAUUCUUUCACGCUGGGAGCUGUUGGCUCCAUGCAGGAUAAAAGGAGAAACUUUGAACAUGGAAACGUACAGCGAAAACAUCUCCGUGACAAGACCGCGGGAUGUAAUUGGAAGCUUAAGAAGCAAAAUGAGGACAUUUGUUAAGUUUCUCUUGUAUUAAAAUCAUGUGUUAAGUAAAGCUGAGUUGCAGUUUGAGAGGCAAAACUGCAAAACAAUGCUUGUUCUCAACUAUUCUCACAAAUCCAAUCCCAUUUGUUGCAACGAAUGAGCAAGACGUGGAAAUACUUGAAAUUUCUGCAGACAGAGUAAAACAAUAUUAAUGGCAUGUGUCUGCGUUUGUCUGACUCCCCGAGUUCUCGAGUCCAGAGGAGAAAACCCUCUGACCUUGAUCAAUAACAGUCGACUGCUGGCUUAGACCAGACCAAUGCCCUCAUCCCACAGCAUUGAUUUAGAGACGGCUUAGCAGCACCAUUCAUCAUUAUGGAUGUCUCUACAUGUUGUUACCAAAGGUGCAAUUCGUGAUUCAAAUGUAAACAGGAAGGUCAACUCACCGGGUAUAAAAAAAAUAGAUAAUAUCGGACGCUGCAGUCAGUGUCACUUUUUGACGGACGAUGACACACAGUGAAAUUAGAUAACAAUUCAGUUCAACAUUAUAAUGCAUUCUGAUCUUAUUAUAUACAUACAAUCACCUAACAUGUGCAUGAAGGUGUUAUUCAACAUACCACUGGAGUGGAAAAAACAAAGUAAUUGUAAAGUAAGUCACCGUUUAAGUAAGACCGCUUUAAGAUCCUGUGAGGAGUUUUUAUGUGAAUGGAAUAGACUGACAUUCAAGUAAUCAAGAACAUCAGAAACAAGACUGAUGAUUUUUAAGAUGUAAUUUUUAAUGCUUGAAACCUGUGCAGGAGGGUAGUAAAUAAGACUCAUGUAUACAUCUUAUUUAAAUCUAAAUUUCUUUAUCCUUUAAUUUCUAUUUCUGUAUUUAUGCUGCUGUAAUUUGGAAUUUCCCCCUGCGGAACGAAUAAAGGAAUAUCAUAUCUAUUAGUCAGCCAAACAGCUGGAGAAACAGCCUUAUUUUAACUUUUUUUUAAACAUAAAAUAUUCAUCAUAAAUGUUAAAUUUGACUGUUCAAGAUCAGAAUAAAGAGAUCGUUUUAUCAGAAGACACUCAUCAAGCAUAGAGGUCAAGAUAAAUGAAGACUGCUUUGUCCACAGGUGGCGCCAAAACUACCACAUAACUAGUUUCUCACAGGAGCUUUAAAUUAAAAUUGGUUGCAAAAUCAUAUGAAGUUUGACUAAUUUAAAAACUCAUUUAGAAAAAGAUUUAUUGCCAUAUUUUAUUGGUAUUUUUGAAUCAGCUUGAGUAGUGUCACAAAUCAUUACCAAGUUUUUACCUUUUUUUCCAACCUGAAACUGACUUCCUUGACAGCAAACGUUUGGCAUUCACACGCACAUUAAUUAUGUCAGCAUUGAGGUAAAUUUGCUGUCGGCUGGAUGCAUAACUUUCUCCAUUUUAGAUUUGUUUUAUAACAGCAGCUUUGAUAUUUAUCUACAGUGAGGGGACUUGAACGGUGGGUAGAAACCCCGCAGUCUUCUCCCAGCACUCACAGUCAAUAGAAGUUAGCGGGCAAUAAAAGGAUGACAAACCGUAUAUUUUACUCUGGGUGGCAUUCGGGGCUUUGAGAGAGCAACAGAGAAACAGAUUAUCGUUUUCACAUGUGAUCUAUCUCUCCCUGGCCGUUUACUGCGGUUAUUUACUAUACAGAGCCACUAGUCUUCUUUGCUGCUGGAGGUGACAGGUGUUUUUAUUGCUACUGAUAAAAGGUGUGUGUGUGUGUAGAGAAAGGGUAGCGGGGUUGCUGCCUCUUUUUCUAGAGGAUCAAAAAAUAUGAUUGCUGGUGUGUGUUUUGGAGGCUGGGGUGGAGAUGUUAAACAGCUGAAAAGCUUUAGUUAAUACAAUAAAAUAUUUUUUGGACUUCUGCAAAAUUCCAUUAACAGAAAACUGAAUUAUUUACCACGCUGAGAGAAGCCAUAAAAUAGGACACUUUGAGGUAAUUAUGCUUCAGUUAUGUUCAGGCGAGGCCCAUCGCAGGGAAACAGAGAGAAUUUUAAGGUGCAAAAGCGGGGGAGUUUAUCUCUUCUCAAACUCAGAACUUCAACAGAGGAAAAGCGCUUGGAGCAAAAAAUAAAAUAAAAUUUAAAAAAAUAACAGGCACAUUCUGGUUUUUGUCCCAAAUAAGAGAACAAGAAAAACCCCACCAGACGUUUUCGAGAAACAUCACCGGUCAAGCUUCCACAAGCUCUGAGUAUCCGAAAAGCCAAGCUCCUCUUAAGUGGAGUUUGAUGUUUACUUGAACGAAUGGCAUUUAAACUUGCGGCGCUGACAGCCUAUGCGGCAUCAUAGCUGGAAAAAAACAUAGGCAGCCUGUUUUUAUUUACAUCAUUUCACCAGAAAACAACUGAACCAUGAGGGGGGAAAAUCACUAAAAGCUUUCAGUCGGCUACAACCACGCAGAUGUAUAACCCCUCGCUCCACCAUCAUCUGUUGUCUUCAUUCAGAACACAAACUCCAGGAUGAAAGUGCUCUCUCCAUCUCCGGCUGAAUUGCACACAGCAGCAGCAGAGAUUAAAGGGUGUUUUUUUGAACACAGAGGGUCUAACGGGACAUGAACAGAAGCAUCAACUGAGCUGUGAGCUGUACAACAUCAGUAUCAUUAAGGCUGUAUGAUCCCAAAAGACUGUCUGAUAAAGCAGACAGUAACACAGACAUAACAAAGCCAGCAACACAGGCAAGCUCUCAGUGCAGCUGAAAUCUGCAAAGCAUGCAUGAUGAUUACACAUGACCAUGAAAGAGUUGGCGUUUUUCCCCCCUUUACGUAUCUGAACAUCCAAAAACACAGACUCAGCUUUGGGGUUUUUGAACCACAUCUGCAGCGUUUUAGCUCAACAAAGUCCCCUGGGUGUCCAGAAGAGCUGCCAAAUCUGCUUCUAGUUGGACUUUGAACAUGUUUUGGGUCAGCUUUCGAUACCUUCCCACAUCCACCAGGGGGCUCAACUUCAUCCUGCUCCUCUCUACGUCCUGCUGCCACAUCUCUCUGACCUUCAGUAACCCCCCUGCGGAACACAGAUCAGGGCCCUUCUCCUCCCCAAAGCUCCUCUUCUUCUCCUCCUCCUCCUCCCCUCCCUCUUCUUCACAAAGCAGAGACGACACACAUUCUCGGAGAGCCACCGCUUCUUUCUCCAGCGCCAAAGAAAAUAUUUGAGCUGCUUCUUGUCCUGUUGUGCCUUUGAUGGGCUGUAUGGAGGAGGACAUGGGGAGGUGAGCCAAAAGGGAGUCGAGGAACUGGAGCAUCGGUAACUGCCUGCAAAAAGGAAAGAGAAAACCAUAUGUUGACGUUAGACUGCCAGAAAGUGCACAUUACCAUCAUAACUGAAAAUGAUCAUUAAAUUCUCUUAAUCUCUUGUUUAAUCACUUCCAUUUCUCUUAGCUGCUUCACACCCACAUUACCUGCUCAGGGCCUAUUUGCAGAAUUUGUCAUUUUAAGCGCUUUACUUGCCAGAGAGCCCUAAUCACUUUGAUAUUCAGAGGAAUAACACUCUGACGUGCAUCCUAGUACACUUCAAAGCCUUGUCAAGUUGGAAUCCAUAAAUAUAAAUUGAGCAGUGCCCACUUCUUCUUGCCAGGCUACCUUCUCGAGCUCCUCUAGAAUAAAUUGAAUUAUUCAAUAGAGUGGCUCAUAAUAGAGGCUGAACCAAAACACAGAACAGGCAUAAGGAAUAGACUUCGAUUUACACCUGUAGAUUAUAUUUUUGUAUGAUAACCUUUCCAGGUGCCUAGCUAAAUAUUGUUUAGCAGCUCAUGGAGUUAACCACCCCCACCCAACAUGGAAGUCACUAGAGCUCUUUAAAUCACAAAAAUACGCAUUUUACUGCAAUUUUCACCUACAUGAUAUACAUUCUUUUGGCCAUACAUCACCCAGGGACAUCAGGGAUAGGAGCACAUUAUUCACACAUAUUCACAUCAUAACCUCACAGCCAGUGUUGCCAACUUACAGCCUUGUUGCUAUAUUUGGCGAGUUUUCAUACCCCUCUAUCGAUUAAUUUAGAAACUAAAAAAAAAAAAAAAAAAGUAAAAUAAAAAAAAAAAACACACUAACUCCGCCAAAUUGUCUCAAUUGAGUCAUUUUUGCCGGUCCCCAGCCCGGCAUACUUCUCUGCAUUUCUAAGAUGGACAGCUAUCAAUCAUCUUCUUCAGAGUCUGUGCUCUCAACAGGGAGAGCAACCCUGCCGCCAUGUGUAUGGGAGAGGCGGUGUUCUCCACACGUAAAUAUCCUCAACUUGUGUAUGUGUGUGUGUGUAUCUUGAAAACUGUGUGAUGUUUGUCUCAAAAAUAAAUCAUCCACAAACACAUUUUUCAACAAUUCACAAGCAAAAUUUAAGAUUUUCAAAUGAUAAUAAAUGCACACACACAAUUCAAAAACAAAUGUGAAAAUCAUGGUGACCUGAAAAUGAGGCCCAAAAGCUGCAAAACCACUGUUAGUGGACACAUGCAGGUGUCACUGCAUUCAAAGGCUCUUUGACCAACAGCGUCCAUUGGCCAGCCCUUACACAGCGUUUAAGUCAAAUGAGCCCGCUGUUUCUCUUCCCACAGCCUCCAACUCAAGGUAAGUAUUGAUUCAAAUUACUCAAACUUUAUCUUAUUCAUAAACGAUUGUGAUAAUAAGCAAAGAGAAUGGAAAUGACAUGAGGCAUACCUUAACAUUUAUUCAAUUAAAAAAGUUUGAUAGAGCAACAACAUUAACUUUCUCUCUGAUUUUGACCAACAGGAAAAGAAAAAGGGAAAUGGAGCAGGAGGACAGCUCGUACAUCAAAAAGCCGCCAAAUGCCUUCAUGAUCUUUAUGAGGAUGUACAGAGAAAAUGUACCAGCUGAAGUUGCAGAGAAAGGGAGCGCAGAGACGAAUGCUUUCCUCGGCCAGUGGGUAAGUGUGUCAGGACAUGGUUCACUCGGGUUUAAAUAAAUCAAAGAUUUUUACUUUAUCUUUUCACUGUAACUGUUAAUGUUGCUUUUUAUUCACUGUCUCAUGUAAAGAACUUUUAAAGGUAUGAAAGUUUGCUUAGAGGAAAUGUUGUACACUCACUAAUGAGUACGUGGUGUGCACCAGGUGUUGUUCAUGCGCAAGUGGAUGAUCCAGUUUGGAAAUAAGUGUGUUUCUGACAAUAUGUUUUUGUCUGUUCACAGUGGAAGAAGCUUACAGAGGAACAGCGAGGGGAAUUUAAAGAAAUGGCCAGAGUGGAAAAGGAAGAACACAGUCGGCUGUACCCAGGUUGGUCAGCCAUCAACAAUUAUGUAAGUACACAAUCUAUGCACAGCAGCAUCACAAAUGUUGUGAUGUGAGAUUUCAAAAGCAGCUUUAUACUACUGACACUGCAUAAUCUGGUGUUAACAGGUCAGAGAAGUAACAAUGUUGUGUUGUUUUUCAGGGCAAGAAAAAGAAAAGGAUGAGGAAAAGUGCACCAGCUGCAACUGAACCAUUUAACCAGUACCCAUACUAGCAGCAAAAAAUAUAUUAAAAAAAUCAAAUAAAGAAAAAGAAAAACAAUAAAAAAACAGUAAAAAAAAAAACUUUAAAAAAAUAAUAAAUACAAAAAAACAAUAAAUAAAAAAAAAAAAAAACAAUUAAAAAAAAAAAAAUUAAAUUAAUUAAAAAAAAAAAAAAAAAAAAAA